This is a messenger RNA of Amoebophrya sp. A25, 960 nucleotides long. Lineage: Eukaryota; Dinophyceae; Syndiniales; Amoebophryaceae. The record is from the annotation of a GenBank genome assembly.
AUGUUGCAUGAGUUUCCGCAACUGAAGUGCCUUCUUGGAGGUCACGACCAUGUCCCGUGGAACUCCCGCUCAGCCGACUCGCAGAGGAUAGCAGUGAAAGCAGGUCUUGACUGCGAGAACGUAGAUGUUUUGGAAUACGAGAUAAGCGAAAAAGUUGUGUCAAAAUCUUCUGGAGGGUCAACCGCUUUAGGCCAGAAGAGCUUCAAUCUGAAGCUGGUCUCGCACAAGCUCGUUCCACUUGUGGACAAAGGCAAGGGCGGGUUUGCAGCAGAUGGAUUUCUCGAAGAGCGCAUCGCAGGACACAAAAAGAUCCUCUCUUUGAACGACUUCGCUCUGUUCGAAUGGCCCUCGCUGAACCACAAGCUCGAAGCGUGGGCAGCCAAAGUUGGAGACGCUUCGCAAUCCUCAUGCUGGACGACCAAAGACAUUCGAACGCGGCAAGUCAAUUUCUUUCACUUAGUGGCAGAAUGGAUCCGGGCAGAGCUAGGGAACGCAGAUGCGCUAGACGACACGGUGAUGAUCGCAAAUAGCGGCCAGUUCAGAGCCAACGUGGACUACAACUUCAGCGACAAAUUGACUUUCAAUUAUGACUCGUUUUUAUACACAGCAAAUACGUGAAUCCGUAUUACAACAAUUAGCAUUCUGAACUAGUAGCGCUAGUGUCAAAUCGUGUCGAAACUUCUAGCAAUUUCUUGAGUAUGCUGAUUCUCAUUUUAUUUUGAGUCUUUCUUAUCUACUUUUUUAUUUGUAAAUGUAAGCUAUUUGUAAUCCGGCAAAUCCCUAUAAAGUAAAGGUUUUUGCUCAAUUUACUGCAUUUGCUUCUUCACGUACUACAUUUCUUCUAAGAAAUUGAGAUGAACAAAGAGCUGGCAUUUAACAACAAGAUGAUGAAGGUGAAGCUCCUAGGGUCGGAUAUUUUGGCGUUGAUCACAGAGAGCGAGUUGCGCCGCAAAGGUCAGG